This is a messenger RNA of Thrips palmi, 2957 nucleotides long. Its product is annotated as MFS-type transporter SLC18B1-like. NCBI's taxonomy places the organism in Eukaryota, Metazoa, Arthropoda, Insecta, Thysanoptera, Thripidae. Gene Ontology annotation, molecular function: transmembrane transporter activity. Gene Ontology annotation, biological process: transmembrane transport. The coding region runs from base 207 to 1661 and encodes 484 amino acids. The transcript is spliced from 10 exons. The record is from RefSeq and is a predicted model, not a curated record.
CGAGACCGUCACCGAGGACCUCCCCGUGGACACGACCCCCGUUGUUUACAAACGCGUCGCCCCCGAGGGGCCCCGCCGCGAAGGGCCCUGCCAGCCCUGCCCCCCGAGGGCCCGCCGGCCUGCCGAGCCGCCACCAAUGUGCACCGUUACGUCACGCCUGGAUUUCAGUGACCACCGCCGCCACGACCCCGGAUCAGACAGUCACCAUGGGCUGCCUCAGCAACGUGGCCAUGAGGAUCAAGCGCCGCUACACCCGGCGGCAAUGGAGCACCGUCAUGUUGAUCGGGACCGUCAACUUUGCCGGUGCCGUGUGCAUCUCCCUGCAGGCUCCCUUCUAUCCGCAAGAGGCGGAGAUGAAGGGGUCCACGGCCACGGAGUACGGAUUAGUGUUCGGCAUCUUCGAGCUCGUCUCCUUCCUAAGCAGCCCCCUCUUCGGAAAAUACCUCGACACUAUCGGAGCCAAGUUCACUCUGACUAGCGGCAUCUUCGUGGCCGCUGUGUCAUGCAUGCUCUUCGGUCUGCUGGACCUGGUGAUGCAGCACCCCGAGUUCAUCGGCUUGUCCUUCGCCGUGCGCAUCGUCGAGGCCCUGGGCGCCUCUGCCGCGCUCACCGCCGCCUUUGCCAUCAUCGCCUCCGAGUUCCCGGACUCCGUCGGCACCACUUUUGCGACGCUGGAGACGUUCUACGGCGUGGGCUACAUCGUGGGGCCCACGAUCGGCGGGCUGCUGUUCCAGGCCGGCGGCUACAUCCUGCCCUUCAUCGUCAUGGGCAGCAUGCUGGGCGUGGUGGGCGUGGUGACGUGCGUGGUGCUUCCCGCCAGCAACCAGCCCAAGAAGCCGCAAGCGAGCCUGCUGAAGAUGCUGGCCGUCCCGGGGGUGCUGCUGGACUCGCUCGUCACCACCGCCACGGCCAUGAGCAUGGGCUUCUACUCCGCCACCCUAGAGCCGCACCUCAGACAGUUCGACCUGUCCCCCGCGCUGGUGGGGGUCAUGUUCAUCAUCAGCGGCGGCAUCUACGCCGUGUUCGCGCCGCUCGUGGGCCGCAUCAUCGACAGGUGCUGCUACGCCAAGCGCGUCGUGCUGCUGGGCGGCCUGUUCGUCAUCGUGGGCGUCGCGCUGGUGGGGCCGGCCGACUUCAUGCCCGUCGAAACGUCACUGUGGCUGUGCGUGCUGGGGCUCAUCAUCCACGGCCUGGGGCUGUCCUGCCUCAUGGUGCCCACCUUCUCCGACGCCAUCAGCUCCGCGGUGUGCGCGGGCUUCCCCGACGACCUGACGACGUACGGCGUGGUGUCCGGGCUGUGGGCGGCGUCCUUCGCGCUGGGGGCCUUCGUGGGGCCGUCCGUGGCCGGCGUGCUCUUCGACACGGUGGGCUUCCGGAAGUCCACCUACUUCAUCAUCGCCGUGCACGUCCUCGUCGUGGUGGGCACGGCGCUGUUCUUGUGCUGCGAGAGGAGACCGCCGGCCAGGAAGCCGGGCAAGCCCAAGACCAACAUGAACGGGCUGCUGCGACUGGAGGAGUCCAACGCGUCCAGCCUCAACCUCAUCGCCAACUGGAGCCAGGACCACCGCAACCAGUCCUUCCCCGGCGUGACGCGCAACAAGGCCGGCAACGACUACGGCAGCAUCGGCUCCACCCUGUCCGUCAUCGAGGUGGCCGCGUAGCGCCGCGUAGCGCCGCGCAGCGCUGGAGAUACUCCGCGACUCCAGGACGGUUGCAGAUACUCCGCGCGCCGAGGAGUUUUACACAGCCGCGCGGCCGCACUGCCGAUACACCCUGAUUUUCCGAGCAUAGCCUCCCCAGCAGGGGGUAUCGACGCGCCGCACCGGAAUACUCCGAGGCAUUCGGGAGGACCUUUCCAGCGGGGAGUAUCCACGACAGUGUCCGGCGAGAUACGGCUGCCCUCGGCCGCGUCCGACACUCGACACAUACUCGACUUAAAGGGCUGUGAUAUAUUUUUAGUGGUAGUUCUCGAAGAGCCAUUCAUUUUCGUUUUAAUUAAUUUAUGAUCUCUUUUAUGGAGGUUAUCCACACGAAUGAACAGUAACAAUAAUUCAAGCCAAGAGGGGAUCAAGAAACAAGUGUAACAGUAUUGCGGAGUCGGCAGGGAGCAGCCCCUCGCCCUGCCGUGCCUGGCCGUGCCUCGUUGCCGCCCGGUGGGUGGGCACCCCAACGCACACAACUGCAGCUCGCUGGGUUGCCUACCGCCAGGACUAUUGCUGCCUGGCCGAUCGUGCCAGUACCCCGUUUUCGGUGAAGUGCACAAUGUAACAACGUCUGUUUGACACAAAUGCACCACGAAUCCUUACCAAUUCGAGUGCAUGAUAAGUUAUUUUAGAGUCUGUUGGUGGGAUGUCGCUAAUAUAGAACCGCGUGUGAUACAAUUUCUCCUGUGCCAUUCUGUCCUGAAGGAGCUGCUGCCUCAGUUCCUUUUUCGACGUCCUUUACGUGCCAUGAAUUUCUAGACUAGGGUUGUGUCUUGAGUAGAGUGUAGUUUGGCGCCGGGAGCGAGUACCGGACUUGUCUGCGAACACGCGCCGCGCCUUUGAGACCAUGUGAUACUUGGGGGACACUAGUCAUAUGUGUCUGCCGCGCAGGCACAUUACUCAGGGGACGAGAUUUAGUGGAAACUGAAAAUGAUUUUUCAUGUCGAACAUUAUACUAGUAAACACCAACACUGCCGUUUUUAACUAAAAACUAGCCGUGUCGGCGUUGAGUUAAAAUAUUUCUCACCGUGUGGUUAGCAACUAAACUGCUGAAAGUUAGAUUUUUAAAAAAAUCGACAUUUGAGACAUUUUAUCUCUAAAUUUAAUGCUGUAAAUUUUUUGUACAUAAAAUGGCCGUAAAAUGUGUUUUCUGUUUUUAAAUUAUGAGACGGGUACGUUUCGAAAAUUGUAAAGUAUAUAUAAUUGUGUCAUGUGAACGAAAUUAAAAUAAAUUUUGAUUGUUUUAUAUCGUAA